CUCCCACAAAAACGCAGUGCAUACAAAAGGGAAGAGAAGAUAAUUAUGUAGUUGGGGAGUGCCUAAAGAUAAUGGUAAUUUAUGGCCCUUGUUUAUCGGAGAACUGUGGUUGGUGGGUACGUGCCGGGGGGAUUCAGAGUGCGACUGGAACUGGGAGAAGAAGCAUGGUCACUUGCAAAAUCCAGAGUGUGAGAUUCAGUAAAGCAUGCAGUGUGGCACUGACUACCUUUCUCACGACUGCUGCUGUAAUAGCUUCUGUGGCAACAGCUGAUGAACCGGAAACUCUAUCUAAUAUACCCCAAACAUUGUCCGGUGAGUGCACGCUGCCCAAAGACUGCAAGAAAACUAGAAUACAGAAACCAAAGUCGAGGAAAGCGGAAUCGUGCACAAUUAAGUGUGUCACCACUUGCAUUCGAGGUGGCGAAGGCUCUCCUGGAGAAGGCCCUUUUAACGUUAUAAGACCUCUGGUUGUUUUUAAGCAAGGGUUUCGAACUCGUCAAUACUGUUUGGUGGAAUGUUCAGAAAUUUGUAACUUGAUAAGCGAUGUUGCAGUAAGGAAAGAUAGGUAGUCCCUCCUUCAUUUAACGCUUACUUCACCUUGUAUGUAUACUUUCCUUGUGUAAUGUUCAAAUAUCUCUAGUUUGAUGGCAUCAUAGACAUUCAACUUAUGUUUGGUUUAUAGCAUUAUAAUUAAUAGUUGAGUACUUCUUUGAUAAUUAAUAAUAAUGUGUAUCUUGGUAAUCA
Molecule: messenger RNA, 744 nt
Organism: Vigna unguiculata (cowpea)
Lineage: Eukaryota; Viridiplantae; Streptophyta; Magnoliopsida; Fabales; Fabaceae
Source: RefSeq, a predicted model, not a curated record